CAGAUUGGUUUUUGCUGAAGAAGAAUCAAAGCUCAUAAUUGGUGGUUUCCCAGUUUCCACCAUUCAAUUCAAUCUCAAUCAAAGAAAGAAUCUCUCUUUUUUUAGUAUUUUUUUCUAUUUGCUUUUCUUCCCCUUUAUUUGUUGUCCCUGAUUUGAACACCAUCAUUCUCCGAACCCCACUUAACACUCUUCGAAACCUCGUACCCAUCAUCAGAUUCUAGAGCUCGAUUCUUCAAUUAGAUACUGAUAUGUAGAGUGGCCAUCUCCUCCAAAGAUUCUGACAAAACAAUGGUUACACCUAUCCGAAAAUCGACCACUUCAAACUGGCAUACGAGAAGAACAAACGAAACAAUGAGGCUACUCGUAACAACUAUCGUAGGGGUUAUAUUCGGCUUCUUUUUAGGUGUAUCUUUCCCUGCUCUUUCGUUGACAAAGGUUAAUAUAUCAUCAAACAUAUUCCCUUCUAUUGAUCUUUCUUACAUCGAGGACAAGUACUCUGGUUUGUCGACUCAAGCGUUGUUAAACGUGUGGUCUUCUCUUAAAGGUCGUAGAGGCUUUUCGAGAAAGUUCAAUAAUACUAAGAUUUGGGUCCCAACGAAUCCGAGAGGUGCUGAGAGACUGCCACCUGGCGUUAUCGUAGCUGAGUCUGAUUUAUAUACUCGUAGAUUAUGGGGUCUUCCUGGUGAGGACUUAAUCGUAAAACCGAGAUAUCUUUUCACUUUUACUGUGGGAUAUGAGCAGAGAUACAACAUUGAUGCUGCAGUAAAGAAGUUGUCAGAAAACUUCACAAUAUUGUUGUUUCACUAUGACGGUCGAGCAAGUGAAUGGGAUGAAUUCGAGUGGUCAAAACGGUCUAUUCAUGUGAGCGUGCGAAAGCAAACUAAAUGGUGGUACGCGAAGCGUUUUUUGCACCCGGACAUUGUGGCGCCCUUCGAUUAUGUAUUUAUCUGGGAUGAAGACUUAGGGGUUGAGAAUUUCGACGCAGAGGAGUAUAUAAAGCUGGUGAGGAAGCACGGGUUGGAUAUUUCGCAGCCUGGUUUAUCUCUUGACAGUGGAAUGACGUGGCAAAUGACGAGGCGACAAGAGGAGAGUGAAGUUCACAAGGACACAGAGGAAAGACCGGGAUGGUGCACAGACCCACAUUUGCCACCCUGUGCAGCGUUUGUUGAGAUUAUGGCUCCGGUUUUUUCUCGAGAUGCUUGGCGAUGCGUGUGGCAUAUGAUUCAGAAUGACUUGGUCCAUGGAUGGGGGCUCGAUUUUGCACUUAGGAAAUGUGUGGAGCCUGCGCAUGAAAAAAUAGGAGUUGUCGAUUCUCAGUGGAUAGUGCACCAAACUGUUCCUUCACUUGGCAAUCAGGGUAAGGCCGAGAAAGGCAAGGCGCCAUGGGAAGGGGUAAGGGAAAGGUGUAGAAAUGAAUGGACACUGUUUCAGGAUCGCAUGACUGCAGCUGAGAAAGCCUACUUUAUCUCUAUGGGAAUCGAUCCUCCUAACUCCACUUCUCGUUAGCUGUCUCGAUUUUUUCAUGUGCUCGAAAGUUUGAUAGAAGUUUCUUUUUUUUUUAAAGAAGAAAUUUGAUAUAGUUUUGUAUGUAUCAGUUACCGAUUCUCCAUUUUCGGGUGAAUUUAUAGCGGGGGAUAAUUAUUUAGAAACCCUCAACUUAUUUUUGUUCUUACAAAUAGAUAUGAGCUAA
Messenger RNA from Erythranthe guttata (spotted monkey flower), 1690 nucleotides. RefSeq lists its product as uncharacterized. NCBI's taxonomy places the organism in Eukaryota, Viridiplantae, Streptophyta, Magnoliopsida, Lamiales, Phrymaceae. The record is from RefSeq and is a predicted model, not a curated record.